GGAACCCUAUAAAGCGGGGCGAGGGGACGGCGGUGGUCCGCCAUUUCGUGGACGCCGUGAGGUAUCUCGCACCGUCCGGAGCGGAGCCGGAGGCGAGCGGGGCGGCCUGUCGGAGCGUUGGGGUUUGAGCUUCGGCUUGUUGAACCCAGGGUCUCGAAAUGCAUCGUGAUUCCUGUCCAUUGGACUGUAAGGUUUAUGUAGGUAAUCUUGGAAACAAUGGGAACAAGACUGAAUUAGAACGGGCUUUUGGCUAUUAUGGACCACUCCGGAGUGUGUGGGUUGCAAGAAACCCUCCUGGCUUUGCUUUCGUUGAAUUUGAGGAUCCCCGAGAUGCUGCUGAUGCUGUCCGGGAGCUAGAUGGAAGAACACUAUGUGGCUGCCGUGUAAGAGUGGAACUGUCGAAUGGGGAAAAAAGAAGUCGAAAUCGUGGCCCACCUCCCUCUUGGGGUCGUCGCCCUCGAGAUGAUUACCGUAGGAGGAGUCCUCCACCUCGGCGCAGAUCUCCAAGAAGGAGAAGCUUCUCUCGAAGCCGGAGCAGGUCACUUUCUAGAGAUAGGAGAAGAGAAAGGUCUCUGUCUCGUGAGAGAAAUCACAAGCCGUCUCGAUCAUUCUCUAGGUCUCGUAGCCGGUCUAGGUCAAAUGAAAGGAAAUAGAAGACCAGUUUGCAGAAGUUCCCUUGAGCAAGAUUGAAUUUGGUUUGAACUUUAGUUUUUCAUAGACUGAAAUAAACCUAGAUCCUGCCCAGUUAAAGUGUGAUGUGCUAAUGAUAUAGAAACAACUGGCGGAAAUUGAACACUCUUUGUUUGGAAAUGUAAAACUAAGAUACCAGUGUCCUAUCAGUUUAAGGGUACAUUGUAGAGUUAAACUUUGAGUUACUGUGCAAGAAUUUUUUUUUUUCAUGCUGUCAUUUGUAAUAUGUUUGUGAGAAUCCUUGGGAUUAAAGUUUUGGUUACAAA
Messenger RNA from Meriones unguiculatus (Mongolian gerbil), 956 nucleotides. It is a transcript of the gene Srsf3, whose product is annotated as serine and arginine rich splicing factor 3. Gene Ontology annotation, biological process: mRNA splicing, via spliceosome. Gene Ontology annotation, cellular component: nuclear speck. Lineage: Eukaryota; Metazoa; Chordata; Mammalia; Rodentia; Muridae. The coding region runs from base 159 to 653 and encodes 164 amino acids. The record is from RefSeq and is a predicted model, not a curated record. Gene Ontology annotation, molecular function: RNA binding. The transcript is spliced from 6 exons.